Maudiozyma barnettii is the source of this 1101-nucleotide messenger RNA. It is a transcript of the gene ENV7, whose product is annotated as putative serine/threonine protein kinase ENV7. Gene Ontology annotation, molecular function: ATP binding; protein serine/threonine kinase activity. Lineage: Eukaryota; Fungi; Ascomycota; Saccharomycetes; Saccharomycetales; Saccharomycetaceae. Gene Ontology annotation, cellular component: Golgi apparatus; cytoplasm. The transcript has a single exon. Gene Ontology annotation, biological process: regulation of vacuole fusion, non-autophagic; protein phosphorylation; vacuolar protein processing. The record is from RefSeq and is a predicted model, not a curated record. The coding region runs from base 1 to 1101 and encodes 366 amino acids.
AUGAACAUCCUAGAUUCACUCAAAUAUUAUUUUGGUUUAUAUUGUUGUGAUUAUGGCGGAACAAACGAUUUAUUUAUAAAAGUCAAUGGCAACAGAUUUAAGAUAAUAAGAUUGUUGGCUGAAGGUGAUCUGACAUUCGUCUAUCUAUUGAAAUCCCUCGAUGAGACACUUUAUAGGAAUCGAAAUUAUUUUGCCCUUAAAAAAAUUACAUGUCCUUUUGGAGAUAUAGAAAGUGUAUCCAAUGCACUUCAGGAAAUUGAUUGUUACAAAACAUUCCAAAAUCCUUAUAUAGUUUCAUGUUUAGACUCACAAAUCAUACAGGAAAAUGAUGGCUCUAAGACGGUUUACAUUUUACUCCCCUAUUUUAAAUAUGGUUCAAUUCAAGAAACUAUUAAUAAGAACUUAUUGGAUGGUACCUAUAUUUCAGAACAGCAAUGUAUUCGCUUGACUAUUGAUAUAUGCACAGGGUUGAUGUGCCUUCACGAUCCCAAGAAAAGACCAUAUGAGGAUAUCGAAAGCAAUUUUAAUUCGUCUACAGCAUUUAAUACAACCGACGAUACUGAUGCCCUUUUGGCAGAUACGCCUUUAGAUGCAUCUACUAUCCAAUCACAUCCUAAUCAUGGAAUUUCAUAUUCUCACAAAAACCUUAAACCAUCUAACAUUCUCAUUUCAAAUGAUCAUACACCAGUUAUUGGUGAUUUGAGUUCAUGUUCUAAAUCGGCCAUUACAUUUAGCACAGAAACUCAGUUAGAGACAUUUAAAGAAUGGGUAUCGAGGAAUUGUCAAUUAGAAUAUGCAGCACCUGAAUUGAUGAAUCCCAAAAUGAAUAGUACAAUUGACACAAAAGUAGACGUUUGGUCUUUAGGCUGCACUUUAUAUAACUUGAUGUUUGGUAUAUCACCAUUCGAAAGAGAAGAACAAUUGAAUGGUACACCAAAACGUGCAGCGAUUCAGACAGGGUCGUUUUCAUUCCCACAACAAAGUAGGUAUACACAAGGUUUACUUGAUAUUGUUAGUAAAUGUAUUACGGUUGACCCGGCACUAAGAUAUUCUGCAAAGGAAUUAUUAGAACAGUUAGCAAUCUUACAGGUAAAUACAUAA